Messenger RNA from Scomber scombrus (Atlantic mackerel), 2706 nucleotides. Its product is annotated as cytochrome c oxidase assembly protein COX18, mitochondrial. The record is from RefSeq and is a predicted model, not a curated record. The coding region runs from base 79 to 1056 and encodes 325 amino acids. The transcript is spliced from 7 exons. Lineage: Eukaryota; Metazoa; Chordata; Actinopteri; Scombriformes; Scombridae. Gene Ontology annotation, molecular function: membrane insertase activity. Gene Ontology annotation, biological process: protein insertion into mitochondrial inner membrane from matrix; mitochondrial respiratory chain complex IV assembly. Gene Ontology annotation, cellular component: mitochondrial inner membrane.
CCGGGACGCUGCCGGUGAUGGAGGGACGAAGGUGAAGUGAUCAGCGCGAGCCCCGAGAACAGGUGACCCCGGCUGCUGAUGUCACUCAGGAGGGGGGGCACCAUGCUCAGAGUGGGGGGGUAUCGUGUCCUGCAGUCAGGACGAAGUGUCUGCUCCACUGCGUUCAUCAGGAGGAUCGCUCCAUCCGCUCACACCUGUGGUCUCAGGUCACCUGUGCGCUCGGUGUCCGGUGGUCGAGAUACUGCAACCGGUUGGUACGGCAGCGCGGUCGACUCUGCGCCGGUUCACCUGGCCGAAGACUUCCUGGUUCACCUGCAGCAAGUGAGCGGUCUGCCGUGGUGGCUGAGCAUCGCGGCCGGCACGCUGUCCGUCAGGACGCUCGUCACUCUGCCGCUCGCAGCAUACCAGAUGGUCAUCAUCUCCAAGGUGGAGACGCUGCAGUCGGAGAUCUCAGAGCUGGCGAAGAGACUCCGAUACGAAGUGUCAGUCCGAGCGCGAGAGAAAGGCUGGACCGAGAAGCAGAGCCGGUUCCAGUUCCAGAAGAACCUGCGCCGCAUCGUGUCCCAGCUCUACAUCAGAGAGAACUGCCACCCGGUCAAAGCCAGUCUGCUGGUCUGGGUCCAGCUGCCCCUCUGGAUCAGCAUCUCACUGGCCCUCCGGAACCUGAGUCUGGAUCAGUCUGGUCUUGCAUCAGGAGGCGUUUUGUGGUUUUCGGACCUCAGUGAACCAGAUUCUACCUGGAUCCUCCCGAUCUGCCUGGGCCUCACCAACCUGGUCCUGGUGGAGGUGUUUUCUCUGCAGAGGGUGAAUCCGUCUCGUCUUCAGAACAUCAUGACGAACGUCAUCAGAGGAUUUUCAGUGCUGAUGAUUCCCAUCGCUGCCUCCGUCCCCUCGUCCAUGGCCCUUUACUGGUUCUGUUCCAGUCUGGUUGGACUCGGUCACAAUUUGCUGCUUCGAGCUUCGUUUCUUCACAGAAUCCUGAAACUGAAGAAUCAACGAUCUGAGACUCCGUAUAAAGAUCUGCUGAAUGGCUUCCUGUCCAAGUACUGCAAAUAGUACUACAUAGUACUGCAAAUAGUACUACAUAGUACUGCAAAUAGUACUACACAGUACUGCAAAUAGUACUACACAGUACUGCAAAUAGUACUACAUAGUACUGCAAAUAGUACUACACAGUACUGCAAAUAGUACUACAUAGUACUGCAAAUAGUACUACACAGUACUGCAAAUAGUACUAUACAGUACUGCAAAUAGUACUACACGGUACUGCAAAUAGUACACAUAGUACUACACGUAGUACACACAGUACUACACACAGUACUACACACAGUACACACAGUACUACACACAGUACUACACAUAGUACACACAGUACUACACACAGUACUACACAUAGUACACACAGUACUACACACAGUACUACACACAGUACACACAGUACUACACACAGUACACACAGUACUACACAGUACUGCAAAUAGUACUACAAAGUACUGCAAAUAGUACACACAUAGUACACACAUAGUACACACAAUACACAUAGUACUGCAAAUAGUACAACACAGUACUACACACAGUACUACACACAGUACUACACACAGUACUACACACAGUACACACAGUACUACACACAGUACUACACACAGUACUACACACAGUACUACACACAGUACUACACACAGUACACACAGUACUACACACAGUACUACACACAGUACUACAGGAAGCUUAAUGUCUCUGCAGCCAAUCAGAGAUUAUUGAUAAUCAAUAUUAAGGAUUAAAUCAUUUAAAUGGUUUCCAUGACAACUGAGCCGAUUGGAGCCACUGAUGAAAACCAUGAGGGAAAAACAGGAAGUGAACUUUGAGUUGAGAACACACACCACACACACACACCCCCACACACACACACACACACACACACACACACACAGUAUAAACACACACACAGUAUAAACACACACACAGUAUAAACACACACACACACACACACACAGUAUAAACACACACACACACACACACACACACACACAGUAUAAACACACACACAGUAUAAACACACACACACACAGUAUAACACACACACACACACACGCUCUGAAUAAUAAACAGGAAAUAUUUCCUGUUUAUUAUUUUCCCUCCAAGAGACAAGAAACUGCUCUGUACUGGUGUGUACUGGUGUGUACUGGUGUGUACUGGUGUGUACUGCUGUGUACUGCUGUGUACUGCUGUGUACUGCUGUGUACUGGUGUGUACUGGUGUGUACUGGUGUGUACUGCUGUGUACUGGUCUGUACUGGUGUGUACUGGUGUGUACUGCUGUGUACUGCUGUGUACUGGUGUGUACUGCUGUGUACUGGUCUGUACUGGUCUGUACUGCUGUGUACUGCUGUGUACUGCUGUGUACUGGUGUGUACUGGUGUGUACUGGUGUGUACUGGUCUGUACUGGUGUGUACUGCUGUGUACUGCUGUGUACUGCUGUGUACUGCUGUGUACUGGUGUGUACUGGUCUGUACUGCUGUGUACUGGUGUGUACUGGUGUGUACUGGUCUGUACUGGUGUGUACUGGUCUGUACUGGUCUGUACUGCUGUGUACUGGUGUGUACUGGUCUAUACUGGUCUGGGAGAACCCAUGAAUUGUUAUAAUUUAAUGGUUCAAUAAAGUUCUGUGAAUAAUUUGUAAUAAAUUAUGAAAUUAUAAAAAUAAAA